This is a messenger RNA of Neogale vison (American mink), 292 nucleotides long. Its product is annotated as probable protein BRICK1. Gene Ontology annotation, cellular component: SCAR complex. Gene Ontology annotation, biological process: actin filament organization; cell motility; regulation of actin polymerization or depolymerization. Gene Ontology annotation, molecular function: protein-containing complex binding. The record is from RefSeq and is a predicted model, not a curated record. Lineage: Eukaryota; Metazoa; Chordata; Mammalia; Carnivora; Mustelidae. The transcript has a single exon. The coding region runs from base 7 to 234 and encodes 75 amino acids.
GCAACCAUGGCGGGUCAAGAGGAUCCGGUGCAGCGGGAGAUUCACCAGGACUGGGCGAACCGAGAAUACAUUGAGGUCAUCACCAGCACCAUCAAGAAAAUCGCGGACUUUCUCAACUCAUUCGAUAUGUCUUGUCGUUCAAGACUUGCAACACUAAACGAGAAAUUGACAGCCCUCGAACGGAGAAUAGAGUACAUUGAAGCACAGGUGACAAAAGGUGAGGCCCUCACCUAGAGCUACGCCAUGCUGCUGCUGGGAAGUUGCUUCAUGGAACACAGGCCGACGUGGGAAA